Molecule: messenger RNA, 1168 nt
Organism: Cynara cardunculus var. scolymus (artichoke)
Lineage: Eukaryota; Viridiplantae; Streptophyta; Magnoliopsida; Asterales; Asteraceae
Exons: 10
Coding region: 250-954 (234 amino acids)
Source: RefSeq, a predicted model, not a curated record
GGGUCGUCACGCGCUGAUUGGGCGGCCAAUCGGAGACGGAGUCUUGUGAACGUUUCAAUCAUUUGCCAGUUGGCCACCAACUCAACUCAAAACUCCUCGUCGUCUCCGGCGAAACAUUUUUCAAAUUCCCUCAUUUUCCGAUCAUACACAGUCGCUCCUCUUACAAGCCAUCGGAAAACCUUCCUGUCCUCUCUCCAGAAAUUCAACUGAUCGUCUUCUUCUUGAGUAGAGGGAUAGAAACUGACGGAGAUGUCGCCAAAUUGGGAGCUGAAGGAUUGUUGCGACCGCGACCAGAAGCUCUUUCUCGCUACCGUUGGCAUCUUCACUAUAGUCAUCCUCGCGUUAUGGAGGACAUUUCUGCUUACCCCUUUCAAGCUCAUCACAGUCUUUCUUCAUGAAGCAAGCCAUGCAAUCGCCUGUAAGCUUACAUGUGGAGAGGUAAUGGGCAUGGAGGUUCAUGCCAAUGAGGGAGGGGUGACACAGACACGUGGCGGCAUAUAUUGGUUGAUCUUGCCUGCCGGAUAUCUUGGUUCAUCAUUUUGGGGCAUGCUUUUAAUCCUGGCAUCGACGGAUCUUCUAGCUGCAAGAAUUGCUGCUGGUUGCUUAGCAGCCGCACUGCUUGUCGUACUCUUUAUUGCCAAAAAUUGGACUCUUCGUGGACUUUGCAUUGGAUUCAUUAUAUUCAUUGCUAUCGUUUGGGUUCUGCAAGAAACAACUACAGUUCGUAUUCUUCGUUAUGUCAUUUUGUUCAUCGGUGUCAUGAACAGUUUGUUUUCAGUUUAUGAUAUUUAUGAUGAUCUAAUUUCAAGGAGAGUGAACUCCAGUGAUGCUGAGAAGUUUGCAGAAAUCUGCCCCUGCCCAUGUAAUGGUGUGGCGUGGGGAGUCAUAUGGGGAAUGAUAUCUUUCGUUUUUCUCGGUGCUUCCGUAUACCUUGGACUUGUAAUAUUAUCAUGAGGUUUAUGGAGUCUGAUUUGGUUCAUGUGGCUGAUUGAUGCGUUGAUACAGACUUUUACUGCACUAACUUUGAUCUCAUUCUUUCAGACCCUUGAUUGGGUUUCAUACAUAAAUAUGAUUUAUUAUUACUUUGGAACCCUUGUAUUAUUGCAGUAUAUAUUUUCUUAUUUUAUACCAUUUAUUUACUCCAAUUUUUGUGGAUAUAUGUAAAUUU